GCUUGAAAGCUCAGACAUGGGGAAUAAACAAACCAUCUUCACAGCGCAGCAGCUCGACGCAUAUCAGGACUGUACAUAUUUCACCAGAAAAGAAAUUCUCAGACUGUUCUACCGCUAUCGGGAUUUGGCACCGCAGCUCGUUCCUCUUGACUACACCAACCACCCAGAUGUGAAGCUACCAUACGAGCUGAUUGGCAGCAUGCCGGAACUGAAGGACAACCCAUUUCGUCAAAGGAUCGCUGAGGUUUUCUCUGAGGAUGGAGAGGGAAACAUGACGUUGGACGACUUCUUGGACAUGUUCUCAGUGCUCAGUGAGAUGGCGCCUCGUGACCUAAAGGCCUACUAUGCCUUCAAAAUAUACGAUUUCAACGACGACGACUUCAUCUGCAAGUCGGACCUGGAGAAGACGCUGAACAAGCUGACCCGUAACGAGCUAACGGAGGACGAGGUGAAGAUGGUGUGCGAGAAAGUGAUCGAUGAGGUAGAUCUGGACAACGACGGACGUCUAUCGCUUGAGGAUUUUCAGCACAUGAUUAACAGAGCUCCAGAUUUCCUCAGCACCUUUCACAUACGGAUCUGAGAAAACCGCCAACUAAUUUCACGCUUGCAAAAGCCCAAAAGGAUGGACUGAAAAUACUACAGAGCUUCACAAAUCAAUCUUCAGAAAAUAACUUCUACUUUUUGUUUUGAACCCACGUCAUGGAAGCCCAGCUAACCCAUCAGGACAGGCAUCGCUAAUUAUGACCAUCAACCAUGGAUUUGUUUUGUAUCUGAAGGGGUUUUGGUUACACUGGAUAUAGAGGAGCAGAAUAUUCCAGUGGCUCCCAGUGGAGCCAGUAGAGACGAAGGGAGCCGUUUGUCCAGAAAGCAGCUCCAGCAGCUCCUGGUCGCCUCGGCCAACGAAAACACUGAAAGAAGGCAAACCAUUUUUAGAUCCUUUUUAUUAAAUCAAAAGUACACAUUUCAUAUGGGUUUAGAAAGUACAGUACAGUUUAUAUAUUUAUUUUUCAAUGUUCAAUGAUAUUUAUAUAUUUCCCCCCCCAACCCCUCUAAACUUUUCCCUGUGAAUUUCCCAACAGACAGAAUGAAAA
This is a messenger RNA of Poeciliopsis prolifica (blackstripe livebearer), 1091 nucleotides long. RefSeq names its product calcium and integrin binding family member 3 (gene cib3). Gene Ontology annotation, molecular function: calcium ion binding. The record is from RefSeq and is a predicted model, not a curated record. The coding region runs from base 17 to 580 and encodes 187 amino acids. The transcript is spliced from 6 exons. Lineage: Eukaryota; Metazoa; Chordata; Actinopteri; Cyprinodontiformes; Poeciliidae.